AUAAAACCAGCCAUGCCAUUUCAAUUAACCCCCACCUUGUGAAUUGUGAUACACAAAUCUUCUGUACGAUUUUCUCACUAGAGUCGCUUCCUUGGCUCUGAAAAAUGGCUGAACAAAUUCCUUACGGUGUGGUUGUUAGUGUCAUAAACAGGUUGGGUUCUUUAGCUUUCAGAGAGAUUGCUAUGAUUUAUGGAGUCAAGAGUGAUAUUGAAAGGCUCAAAGACACUGCAGAAGCCAUCAAAGCUGUGCUUGUUGAUGCUGAGCAAAAGCAGCAGAAAGACCAGCUUAUCAAGCUGUGGAUUCGGAGGCUCAAGCAAGUGCUCUUUGAAGCAGAUGACUUGCUCGAUGAACUCCACACCAAAGAUCUGCUCAGUAAGAGGGAUGGAAAAGGGAAGGGAAAGGUACGUCACUUCUUUUCCUCCUCAAAUCCAGUUGCUUUUCGUCUCAAAGUUGCUCAUACGAUUAAAAAGAUCAGAGAGCAAUUUGAAGCUGUUGCAGAAGAGAUGUCUAAGUUGAAUUUAGAUAGAAGGGUUGUAGUGAUGAGUCAUGAGGAGAGUAACUGGAGGGAAACUAGUUCUUUUGUGCUUCAAGAGGACAUCAUUGGGAGGGAGGAAAGUAGAAGGGAGGUUAUUGAUUUGUUGCUGAAUACUGAUAGCACUCAAAUUGCUGCCCCAAUUGCUAUUGUUGGCAUUGGAGGUUUAGGAAAGACUGCUCUUGCCCAACUGGUGUACAAUGAUGAUGAAGUCAAGAAAUUUUUCAAUAAGAGAAUAUGGGUUUGUGUUUCUGAUGACUUUAAUGUUAAAACACUUGUUAAAAAUAUAUUAGAAUCAUCGAUUGGUCAGAAAGUGGAUGACCAACAAUUAGAACUUCUUCAGGACAAACUUCAGAAGGAUUUGAACGGCAAAAAAUAUUUGCUUGUCUUAGAUGAUGUGUGGAAUCAUGAUCACGAAAAGUGGUCACAUUUAAAAAGAUACUUGAUGUGUGGAGUUCCUGGUAGCAAGAUUUUAGUGACCACCCGUGAUCAGAUGGUGGCAAAAUACAUGGAUGUGAAUACCCCAUAUAUUUUAAAAGGUUUGACAAAUGAUAUCGAGAGCUUUGUUAAAAAGAUUGGCAUUUGGAUAGAUGGAAUAACUUCCCAAAACUUCGAGUUAAUCAGUCAAAAAAUUGUAGACAAAUGUGGAGGGGUUCCACUAGCAAUAAGAGCCUUGGGAAGUCUAUUGCAAUUAAAAACAGAGGAAACUGAGUGGGAAGAUAUCUUAGAAGGUGGCUUUUGGAAAUUAUCUGAAAGUAAUGAUCUCGUCAUGCCAAAACUACAACUAAGCUAUGAUCACUUGUCAUUUGAAUUGAGACAAUGCUUUGCUUAUUGUUCUUUGUAUCCAAAAGAUUGGACAUACAAUAAGGAUGAGUUGAUUGAGCAAUGGAUGGCGCAAGGCUACCUUGGAUGUCAAGAUGACGAAGAAUGUCUACAAGAUGUUGGUGAGCGAUAUGUUCAUAUUUUUAUAAUGAGGUCUUUCUUUCAAGAUGUUGAGAUGAAUAAAUUCGGUGAAAUAGAGUCUUUUAAAAUGCAUGACUUAAUACAUGACCUCUCACAAUCAAUUGCUAGCUCUGAUCGUUGUCUUUUUUAUGAGAGAAAUUUUUUUGAAAGCCCUGUGCAUAUCAAUUUUGCAUAUUGCUCCAAACUUUCUUUAGAUUCAUUGGAUGUAAGCAGACUGCGAACCAUUCUUCGUCUACACUGCUUUUCAAAAAGUCAUCUAUCCAAUUUAUUGAAGUUCAAACGUUUGCGUAGUUUGGAUUUCUCAGAAAUAGAUAUGACAGAUUUGCCUGACUCAAUUGGUAAAAUGAUACACCUAAGAUAUCUUGAUCUCUCUUAUUGUGGAAAAUUGACCAGGUUGCCCAAAAGUUUAAGCAAACUAGUCAAUUUACAAACAUUGAAAUUGACUGGUUGCAUAAGCCUACGUGAACCUUCUUCUGUAGAUGUUAUCACAAAAUUGAUCAACUUGCGCCAUCUUCACAUAGAAGCUUGUCCAGCUUUUAUAUGUGCAAUGCCAAUUGGGUUAGAUAGAUUAACAAAUCUACAAAGAUUAAUAUAUUUUGUUGUGGGGGACCAAUCUUACACAAAGGGAAAACAUGCGAAGUUGAACGAAUUGGAAGAACUCAAUCUCAGACAUCAACUAAUUAUUGACAAUCUGGAUUUAGUAAUGGAUGUUGAAGAGUCCAGGGUUGCUCAUUUGAAAGCAAAGAAAAACUUGAAGUCAUUGACACUUCGGUAUAGUCGAAGUGACAUAAAUUGUGAUAGUGUUCAAGUAUUAGAAAACCUUUGUCCUCAUCCAAAUUUGAAACGAUUGAAAAUCACGAACUACCCUGGAGUGAAGCUGUCAAGUUGGCUUCCUUCACUUACAAAUCUUGUUGAAUUAAAUCUCUAUGGUUUUAAGAAUUGUCAAUACUUGCCACCAUUAGAAGGAUUGGUUUCUCUCAAGACUCUCGAGAUAAUGGAUAUGGAUGCAUUAGAGUACAUAUACUAUGAAGGAUGUUCCUCAUCAACUAACUUUUUCCCAUCUUUGGAGAAAUUACGCAUUUAUGAGUGUCAAAGUUUGAGGGGAUGGCAAAGGGAGGCUGAUACAAAUAAUAGAAAAGAUAAUGAGAAGCAACUUCUACUGCCUUCAUUUCCUCGUCUUUCAUAUUUAGAAAUUAGUGGUUGUUUGAAUUUGACCUGCAUGCCUACAUUUCCAAGUCUUGUGAAGUUCUUGUGUUUAGAGGACUGUAGCAUGAAGCCAUUGAUAGAGACGUUAAAGGUGAGCGCAACAGAAGAAUUACAUCCACCUCUUUCCAUCCUUGAGCAUUUAAAGAUUUAUUGCAAGGACAUAGAUUUCUUACCAGAGGAGUGGAUGCAAAAUCUAACCACUCUUAAGCGUCUUGAUAUUGGAAGACCAUCUAGUCUGGUAACUGUGUUUUGCCAUAUGCGACAUCUUCCUACUACACUUGAAGAACUCUUUAUUGGUGGCAUUGACAACCAUAAUCCAUGGAGUAGUGGAGAUGAAGAUUUUAGCUCACAGUUCCAAGUCCUUUGUUGCCUCCAUUCUCUUGGGCAUUUUGAAAUCUCCGACUGUGAUCAAAAUGUCAAGACUUUACCAGAGUGGAUCUGCCAUCUCCAAACAAUUCGAUCUAUUGCCAUUCGAUUUUGUCCAAAUUUGGAGUCAUGGCCUGAAGGAAUGCAUCGCCUUACUAAUUUACAUACGCUAUACAUCUCGAGUUCCCCACUUUUAGAAGAAAGAUGUGAGAGAGGAAGAGGUGCAGAAUGGCCCAAAAUCGCUCACGUCCCUAAUAUAUGGGUUGGUGACUGCAAGAUCUGAUUUUUCAUAUCCAUGCAGAGUUUUGUGCAGCUGGAUGGAUUUAACACAUUUCCAAAACAUUCAUAAUUGGAGUAUGCAAUGCCAAAAUGAGUGAACGCAUGUGAUGUAAAUCCCGCUCAAAUUUUAUAGGUAAUAUUUGAAGAAUACGAAAAUGAAGAUGGGAGACCUGGGACCAAAUGCCAAUCACUUGAAGAGUCAUGCUAUUUUUUUUCGUGUUUUCUUUUCUCAUAUUUAUUUUUCAUUUUAAUUGGUCUUGUUUGCUGUGUCCUUUUUAUAAUAGGGACAUAAAAGUUGUAGGAGUCAUGUUUUCUUGUAUUUGAAAGUUUCCUAGAAGUUUGUGAAAGAUCUCGUGGAAGUGGUAAAGAAUGUUAAAAUUGAGUUAGGUCAUACGAGGUUAGGUUGUCUAUUGUCUUGGAGGAGCAAUAUGUGGAAAGCCAAGUCUGAUUACUAGGUUGUUUUGUAGUUUGGACUCUUUUAAUUUUGUGAUUGCCAAUUAUAAUGAAAAUCCCCUGCUUUGUGCUUGGGGACUGGAUGUAGGACCUUUUUUGUUCGAACCAAGAUAAA
This is a messenger RNA of Prosopis cineraria, 3914 nucleotides long. Its product is annotated as putative disease resistance protein RGA3. Gene Ontology annotation, molecular function: ADP binding. Gene Ontology annotation, biological process: defense response to other organism. The record is from RefSeq and is a predicted model, not a curated record. Lineage: Eukaryota; Viridiplantae; Streptophyta; Magnoliopsida; Fabales; Fabaceae.